Messenger RNA from Aureobasidium melanogenum CBS 110374, 720 nucleotides. RefSeq lists its product as uncharacterized. Gene Ontology annotation, biological process: protein acetylation. The transcript has 3 exons. Bases 1 to 720 code for a protein of 239 amino acids. Gene Ontology annotation, molecular function: N-acetyltransferase activity. The record is from RefSeq and is a predicted model, not a curated record. NCBI's taxonomy places the organism in Eukaryota, Fungi, Ascomycota, Dothideomycetes, Dothideales, Saccotheciaceae.
AUGUUGCUUAACGAGCAUACAGCGUUAGUGACUUCACAGAUCUUGCUGUGUCCUUACAGCGAACAUCAUGUACCAACAUAUCACGAAUGGAUGAAAGACAAGGAACUACAAGAGCUCACGGCUUCUGAACCUCUGAGCCUCCCUGAAGAAUACGACAUGCAACGAUCCUGGCGUCAGGACUCGGAUAAAUUGACCUUCAUCGCCUGUCUACCUCCCUCUUCACCUGCAGGCUCAAAUUCAACCAUUACGCCGAAGCAAGACGACGCACCAUCCCGCAUGAUCGGCGACAUAAACCUCUUUCUUGUCGACGACGAUGACGAUGAAGACGAGUCCAACACCUCCGUUUCUAAAUCCACCCUUGGUGAGAUCGAGCUCAUGAUAGCAGUAAAGUCUCAACAUCGAAAAGGACACGGUCGCGCUUCUCUCCUCGCUUUUAUGCACUAUAUCCUCACCAACACAUCUCCCAUCCUGCAGGAAUAUAGCAAAGGUCAAGCAGCACAUAUCCGCUACCUUCGAGUCAAAAUCUCAAAGGACAAUGUCAAGAGCAUUGCUUUGUUUGAAAGCGUUGGCUUUGUGAGGACGAGUGCAGAGGCUAAUUACUUUGGAGAACUGGAGUUGAGAUUGCAGGUCCAGGGCAGAGAAGAUAUUGUCUUGACUGAUCUGGAGAAGGUCAAAGGAUGGAACGAAACUCCUUCUAUUAUUGAGUAUCGCGAAGAGUAG